UUUCUCUUGUUUGUCAAACCGUCACAAAAUUUCCAUCUGUAUGUCGUUGUCUACAUCUCUUCCCAUGCUGCAACUCCUCGACGACUUUCCACUCAAACGAUCGUCGAAGUGGAGCAACCCAUUUCUCUCUCCCACACUUUUAAUGCCUUUCCCUCGCGAACCUCGACCCUCAAAUGUCCACCUUAUCUCAAACCCACCACUGGUUCCCAAGCCAAACCCCAGAAACCUCCGCACCCAAACCAAAAUCUCACCGAGGCGUCGUGAUAUCAGAGCUCACAUUUCGAGCACAAACCCACCCACAGCCUCCUCUACCACCAAACAUAUCGUCUUUGGCUCCGUCUUGACCGUUGCAUUCGCCACCACUAAUCGCGUGCUCUAUAAGCUUGCUCUUGUUCCCAUGAAAAAUUACCCUUUCUUUUUGGCCCAAUUCACAACUUUUGGGUACGUGGUUAUAUACUUUUCGAUAUUGGGUAUGCGAUACCAUGCCGGGAUAGUUACUGAUGAAAUGCUAGCGCAACCCAAAUCUCGGUUUGUGGUUAUUGGUGUCUUGGAAGCUCUUGGACUGGCUACUGGGAUGUCCGCUGGAGCCAUGCUACCUGGACCGGCUAUUCCUUUAUUGAAUCAGACAUUUUUGGUAUGGCAGCUGAUUUUUUCAACAUUUCUUUUGGGAAGGAAAUAUUCCUUUAGUCAAAUAGCUGGCUGUUUACUUGUAGCCACAGGUGUAACGGUAGCUGUCACAAGUGGGUCAAAUUCCAGUAAGAUGCUAUCUGGAGUUGAGUUUGUCUGGCCAGCAUUAAUGAUAGCUUCAAAUGCUUUUCAGGCUGGUGCAUCGAUUAUCAAGGAAUAUGUAUUUAUUGAUGCUGGAGCUCGCCUUGAGGGCAAGUCACUUGAUAUAUUUGUUGUCAAUUCUUUUGGAUCUGGCUUUCAGGCCCUUUUUGUCCUUCUUUUUCUACCUUUGUUGUCAAGCAUGAAAGGAAUUCCAUUUGCCCAACUUCCUUCUUAUCUAAAGAGUGGUGCUGGUUGCUUUCUAAACAUUGGAACCAAUUCAUCAGAUUGUAACGGGGCUCCGUUGCUUCCAUUCCUUUAUGUAAUUAUCAAUCUUAUUUUCAACAUAUCCUUGCUCCAUUUGGUAAAAGUGUCUUCUGCAGUUGUUACUUCUCUUGCUGUGAUGUUGUCAGUGCCGAUUUCGAUUUAUGUUCUUUCCCUUCCAUUACCAUAUCUACCAGAUGGUACUACUUUGAGUCCCUUUUUCCUCUUCGGCAAUAUGGUUCUUGUGUUGGGUCUUAUCCUGUACACCAUUCCUCAGCCUACCAAGCAAAGCUAAACGAUGCUUUCAUACAGAGCUUUAAGCCCCCGAUUGCCUUGUUAGACCUCGUGGACCAGCCGAAGAAUUUCCAUUUUUCUUUAUCAUUGUAAUUUACCAUUUACCAAUCACGAUGCCACGUUCACACUGAAUUUGACACUACAGAAUAUGUGGAGUCUCAACUCAACCUGGAAUUGUUGCUGUAUUCACUAACAACAAAUUUCUGAGGUUGCAUUUGCAUGUGCCAAUCGGCUAAAACUGUUUUCACUGGAAACAUCUGUUUUUUCUUUUUCUUUUUCUUUUUUUAUUAUUUUUUUAUUAUCUUAGUUAAAUCUUAUUCUC
Ziziphus jujuba (common jujube) is the source of this 1645-nucleotide messenger RNA. RefSeq names its product protein CLT2, chloroplastic. The record is from RefSeq and is a predicted model, not a curated record. The transcript is spliced from 11 exons. The coding region runs from base 41 to 1324 and encodes 427 amino acids. Lineage: Eukaryota; Viridiplantae; Streptophyta; Magnoliopsida; Rosales; Rhamnaceae.